AUAUGGACUUCUAAUCAACACACAUCACAAGAGGACACUGUCACGCUUGUAUUUAAGGUAUAUUCUGGACAGAGAGCGAGUAAUAUCCACAGGAAGCGUGAUAUUAUGGGCUGUCCGUCACACUGAAUUAGCUCCUGCAGGAACACACAGAUGACUCCCGGAGACUUCUAUGGAUAAACAUGCGUUAAUGUGGGAUUUUACUCAGCUGACAAACAGCAGGACCGAGUUUGAAAAGGUUCAGCCCUCCUACCGACUGUCAUGGAGCCCCUGAAGCCCCAAAGCCCUGACGAGGAUGAAGAGCUCCUCUCCACAGACCCAGAGAGCAAAGACAAGAGCAAAGACAAGAAGACGCUGUGCAAAGUGAAGUGGUCCCGAGACGAGGAUGAAAAGCUGAAGAAACUGGUCGAGCAGCGCGGACCGGACUCCUGGAAACUCAUCGCUAGCUUCUUUCCAGGGAGGACAGAUGGCCAGUGUCAGCACCGCUGGCAGAAGGUUCUCAACCCGGAGCUGGUGAAAGGCCCGUGGACAAAAGAGGAGGAUCAGAAGGUGAUCGACCUGGUCCACAAGUAUGGUCCGAAGCGCUGGUCCGUGAUCGCCAAGCACCUGCAGGGCCGGAUCGGGAAGCAGUGCCGGGAGCGCUGGCACAACCACCUGAACCCAGAGGUGAAGAAGUCCUCGUGGACGCAGGAGGAGGACCGCGUCAUCUACGAGGCCCACAAGCGCCUCGGGAACCGCUGGGCCGAGAUUUCCAAGCUGCUGCCCGGACGGACGGAUAACUCCAUCAAGAACCACUGGAACUCCACCAUGAGGAGGAAGGUGGAGCACGAGGGAUACCUGCAGGACGGCAGCAAGGGCUUCAGCUCGUCUCAGUGUGGGGGCAAGAGACGCCACCACAGAGCCCCCACUGCAGCAGAGCCCCCCCACUGCGACCAGAUGGGAGGGUUUCCCUUCGACGCUCCUCUCCCUCGCCCCCUAAUGGACACUCCCCUGGACGGCUUCCCCUCACCGAGCGUCCCGGACGACCCCGACAGAGAGCAGAGAAUAAAGGAGCUUGAGCUGCUGCUAAUGUCAGCAGAGAGCGAAGUCCAGCGGCAGAGCAGAGACCCCCGUACUCUGGAUCCGUACUCCUCCUGGUCGGACGGUUUAUCCGACGACGCUCUGACCACCAGCAGCAGCAGCAGCCUGGAGGAUCAAGUGGUGGAGAGGAGGUCCUGGAGGGGCUCCGAGGUCUCCUCUGGAGGCCCCCCUCAGCCCCCUGUCUCCCCCAGCAGGUUCCUGUCUGAGGCCGGGACGGUGCUCUCCGGCCUGCAGACCAUCCCGGAGUUCGCAGAGACGAUGGAGCUCAUUGACUCGAUGUGCUUCGCUCUGCAGGACCCCGUCUCCUGGAGCGACGUGGGGAGCUUCGAUCUGUCAGAGACGGAGACGCCCCCCCGGCACAACCAUGCCGGAUACACCUCCCUGCUGCAGGAGAGGACGGCCGAUACCUCCCUGGCUUUCUCCAGCAACACCCCCUCCUCCGCCUGGGAGAAAAGCGGCUCCGCCUUCGGUCUGACUCCCAUCAGCUGCUCCAAACCCCCCCACACAGGGAGGAGGAGGAGGAGAGAGAAGGGGGAGCCGUCUCCAAACUCCUUCCUGGAGAACAUCACCAACUCCCCCAGGAAGACGCCCACCAAGACCCUGCCCUUCACCCCGUCACGGUUCUGCAACAUAUCAGGGGCGGAGCAUCUGACCCUGGAGAACCCCGCCCUCACCUCCACCCCCGUGUGCAGCCAGCGCUGUCUGCUCAACACGCCGCUGUACAAGGAAACCACGCCCAAGCACCAGAAGGAGAACGACGGCUCUCGGACGCCUAAGUUCCGUAAAAGCGUCAUGAUCCAAACCCCUCGCACACCGACACCCUUCAAAAACGCUCUGGCUGCUCAGGAGAAGAUGCACGGGCCGCUGAAGAUGGAGCCGCAGCCGCUGGCCUUUCUGGAAGAAGACAUCCGAGAAGUCCUGAAGCAGGAGACUGGGUCGGACAUCUUCAACAGAGUGGACGUGCAGCCGGACUACAGAGCCUGGAAACACAGCAGCGACGGUCCAGCCAGGAAGGUGCGUAAGUCUCUGGUGCUGGACCCCUGGGGGAAAGACUGUCUGAACGUGCAGCUGUUCCACCAGCAGCUCAACAACAAUCAGCAGGUGUCAGAUGAAGGUCUGCUGACGGGCUCCUCUCUGCUCCCGGAUCAGGAGUGCAGCCGCUCAUUAACCGAGUCCCCGUUAGGUCCUCCUCCUCGCCGCUGCAGCCCCCGCAUGAAGAAGCUCCUCUCCUCUCACAAAGCUCCGAAACACGCCGCUGUGCAGGUGAGUGAGUGGGAAGCAGUGGUUUAUGGGAAGACGGAGGACCAGCUGAUCAUGACGGAGGCGGCCCGGCAGUACCUGUCCCCCUACCCGUCCUCCGGCUCCACCUCCAGGACGCUGGUGCUGUAGUCAGACCCUCCCCCAUGAGCGACAGCCUUCCUGCUGCUGGUCUGUCCCUCACACGCGUCUGAGUAAAUCCUCCAGGGGUUCUUUACAGAAGUUCAGAGACUACGUUUGUUUUCCUAGUCAGAGAAGUUGAAGCUGCUGCACGCGGCCGGCUGUAGGUAGAGUUUAUUUCUAGCUGCUUCUGAGUUGAUAUUGUUAAUAUAUUGUUUAAAAAUCUAUAAUGUAACGCUACUCAUGGCGCUUCUCCUCCGGCUUGUUUUCAUAAACAAGCCCCAUCGCUGCUGUCACAAAAAAACAUGCUAAAUUAAUUAAAAUGACCCCCAUCACUUCCUCCAUCUUCAUGUGUAACAAUAUUCACUUUGAUAUGAUAUGAAACAGAGAAAAGCAGCAAAUCUCCAGAUUUAAAAGACUGAAAACUGCAUAUUUUGACAUUUCUGCAGGAAAAUGUACUCAAUGAAUCAAUUAUCAACAUAUUUGAAGAAAUCAGAGAAUAAAAUGCAUUUAGACUCAUAAGAGUGCAGAUUAUCAUUAUGGAUUAAUGGUUUGGUGUUUAAAAUGCAAGAAAAUAUUGAAAAUGUGCAAGAUUUUAGAGGCUGAGCACAGCAUAUUAUUAGCAUUUUUAAUCUAAUCUAAUAUCAAACUUUGGAGAAAUCGGAGAAUUAAAUGCAUAACAAUUAUCCCCAAGUCCAACGUGAAGUCUUUAAAUGUGCAAAGCCGCGUAUCUGAGAGGCUGGAAACAGUAUUAAUGCAUGAAUGACUCACAGAUGCACGGUGUGGUUUCUUUGUGACGGCAGCGAGACGUCGCUGAGUUGGAGGUGUAGUUUGUGAGCAGGUCAGAAACUGUCAGUAUUGCACUACUGAGUGGACUCGCUGCUGUGGGGGGGGGGCAGGGAUUUGUGAUUAAGGGCAAACUGGACAGCUCUGGGGAGGCUCCUCUCCAGGGCUGUCCAGACGUGGGUUGAAUGUAUUUCCUGAACCUCAGAAGUGGAAAUGUACCUUUCUUAAUGUGUAUUUAUUUUCUCCUUUAGAUAUUAAUAUAAAUCAGACGCCAUCAAUCCCCUCCAGCAUUUGGUCGAGACUGUUCCACGAGAAGGCUCUAGGUUUUAUUUAUUUAAUGUCUACUAAUUUAUUUAUUUCCUAAAAUAAGAGAAAUUAUUGAAGAAUUUUAUUGUUUUUUUCUCAUUUGGGCUACCGUUCAUUUCCAUGACUCCCAGUUAGAAGCACUGCCCCUAAUGUAGUCCCUCUGAGUCCUGCUGGUCUCUGGUCUGUCUAACGCAUAGCAGGACUCCGACCUCUAAUCAUAGACAAAUUGCACUUUUGUGUGUGUGUGUGUGUGUGUGUGUGUGUGUGUGUGUGUGUGUGUGUGUGUGUGUGUGUGUGUGUGUGUGU
Molecule: messenger RNA, 3852 nt
Organism: Eleginops maclovinus (Patagonian blennie)
Lineage: Eukaryota; Metazoa; Chordata; Actinopteri; Perciformes; Eleginopidae
Gene: mybl1
Product: v-myb avian myeloblastosis viral oncogene homolog-like 1
Exons: 16
Coding region: 259-2466 (735 amino acids)
Biological process (GO): regulation of DNA-templated transcription
Cellular component (GO): nucleus
Molecular function (GO): RNA polymerase II cis-regulatory region sequence-specific DNA binding; DNA-binding transcription factor activity, RNA polymerase II-specific
Source: RefSeq, a predicted model, not a curated record